AUGGUUGGUCUCACGAGAGCUCUGGCUCUGCUCGCCUUUGGCGGUACAGUGCAGGCGUCGCCAUUCUCGUUAAACGGAACUAUUACCCAGCCUGUGACGUUGCCAACUACAAUACCACCGAGUACCACUGCGUCUGGAAACCUUACAUGCGGCACUAUUGAAGUCAGUGUUCUUCAAGCUGUUGCUGUUGCAGCGUAUUCGGGUCUUUCUAGGGAACCUGCUUUGCAAUGUCAAUGCAUUGGGUCUGUGAAUUCCUGGCUGGAUGCAACAGACGCUCCUACUCGGACACUUACUAGGACCAUUGGAACUGGGGUCACUACUUUCACGGAAACUCUUAGCAGUACUACGACGGUAGUAACAACAGUUUUGGAUUUAACUUCAGUCAUCACGAAUACGGGGAACUUUAUUGAGCCAGAUACCAACCUGUGGUAUGGAUCUGCGACAUCUCCAUGUUGUUACAGCUGCACAAUUCAAGCUUCUACGGUGGAAGUGUUCUACUGGACUGACGCCACCGAGACGCCUGCUGUCACAGCUUUUUCAUCUAAUGGAAUUUUAUACGAGUCUCCAUCCAUCUAUAUCGGCUUUUCUUCCCUAUCAGCAUUCGACUACUGCGGAUUGGUUGGAUCAGCUUAUGCGAAUACAACCAUCGCAUUCGACCCAACAGAAUUAUCAACUCUACUGUUCACUGGAGUAGUUGGCACCCAGGAUGUUGUGACUGCGGUAACGAUUAGAAACACUCCCGACGGGUCUGCUGUGCUUAACACAAAAGAUCUAGAGAGAAACUGUUCGACAAUAUCGGGCUAUUCAUAUAUUCCCGGAAACCCCUCUAAUGCUGGUUUUCAUAUUACUCCACCUGACCCUUGUCAUCCCACGAUUGUCAUUCCCGAUAGAGUCAGAAGUUUACAACCGGGCUGGGAUGCGUGUCUUAGUGAUGCCAUCGGAGGGUUCUAUGAUCCUCCUUCGGCGCUUAGCCCCGUCUCUGCGCUCAUACCGACGUCUUCAACGCCUUCUCAGGCGUCGACAACUCCUAGUCCACCUCGAAGUACGACUCCCGCCCUGCCUUCUUCUAUUCCCCCUCCCCCUCCUCCUCAGACAAGCUCGCCGCCGCCUCCUAAAUCAUCUCCCACGUCUCUGCCACCACCGCCUCCUCCACCAAAAUCAUCACCACCUCCUCCUCCUCCUGCCCAGUCUUCCUCGGUACCCCCUCCGCCACCACCCCCUCCUAAAUCAUCAUCUGCUCCUCCUCCCCCUAUUCAAUCAGCUUCGUCAGCUUCACCUGUUUCACCUCCACCGGUGACACCUCAUUCUUCAGCACCAGCUUCUUCUGUCCCCAACAACUCUCCAUCUUCACUUCCGGCAUCUGAUACCAAUUCUGAAGGGACCAACCCUCCCCCUGCAACUACAGCUGGUCGCGGCACCAAUGGCCCUCAGCCUUCCAGUUCUCCUGCUUCCAAUCCCUCUUCUCCGGGUAGCAGCAGCGAUACACCGCCGCCACCACCAACGGGGGGAGACAAUAACAACGCUGGUGGUGGAAGUACAGAAACUGGCGGUAGUUCAUUGAACAGCACCCCGUCCCAGACUCAAGAUCAAGAUGGGGGUGGCACCGGCUCACCGUCAGCUCUGCAGCAUGCUGGAAAGGGGAGUCAGCCUCCCUCAUCCGUCAUCGUUGUCGGUUCAGCUACGUUUAGCAAGAACUCUAAGUCUGAGUUCGUAUUUGGCUCUACGACUUUGAUCCCCGGCGGGCCUCCCGUUUCUUUGGGAGGAACUACACUGUCACUGCCCACUCCUGGGCCUUCGGCCACUGCAGCUGUGUCCGGAAGUUCUGGCGCAGAGAGCAGUGAGACUGGAAGUAAUACCACAGGAACCGGCUCAGGCGCUGCCGGCGAGACUGUAUCCAGUGAAACUGGUGUGCCUGGCUCUCAAGAAACCUCAGCUACCAAUGCGGGAAGCUCAGACGGAGAAGACUUUGGUUCAACCAACACAGCAUCAGCUGGCCUUCCGUCUACGUCGGUGACUACCAUCCCCAAGAGCGAAGCAGCCUCUGGAUUGUUUUCAGCUGCAAUGAGAAGCAUCAAAGCGGUUGGCGUUACUAUGCUUGUCGCACUCUACGUCCAACGAUGAGAUAACUUGCUUUUGUAGAAGAAGUCAGAUGAUGAUACAUAAUGAUGGAAAUGAGAUAAGAAUAAUAUGUAUGAUACACGUUGAAAACAUUGUUUUUCAUACAAGAACUAAAUCCUGUAUGUACUAAUAACUCGCAUCUUUUACAUAAGGCUCAUCGUUAUCAUUCG
Messenger RNA from Trichoderma asperellum CBS 433.97, 2288 nucleotides. Lineage: Eukaryota; Fungi; Ascomycota; Sordariomycetes; Hypocreales; Hypocreaceae. The record is from RefSeq and is a predicted model, not a curated record.